AGACAGCAAUUUGGCGCGAAGCAAGCGGUUUUCUACAUUGAUUACAUGACAACAAACGUAAUGGCCGGAUGAAUUAUUGCUGCUGUUUGCAACGCUAAAGCAUGGACAUAAGAAGUUUUUUCGCUCCUAAAGGUGGGGUCAAACCCAAACCCAAAUCAGAAUCAUCUCAAGAAACAAACAACAACAAAGCAAAAGAUGUGAAGAAAACGACACCACCAAAACCUGAAAAAAAGAAAACACCUACAAAGCAAUCAAACCGCAGUAAGAGUAGUGAAAGGAAAGAAGAUAAAAGUACGAAAGGCAGAAAUAAAUCAGGUGAUAGUAAGACAAAUAAAGAGACAAAAAAGCAAGCUUUGACAAAUGUUUCAGAUGAUGAAGUUGUUUUAAUUGAGGAUGUUGAAGAAAAGGAUGACUUUAAGCAAAAAAAGAGAAAUGAAGAAAAGAUUGAAAAAGAGAAGAGUAAAAGUACAGAGAGUAAGAAGCAAAAAAAGAAAAAUGGGUCUGUAAAUCAUGAUUCAGAAGAAGAAUCACCGAUUGGUCGCAAGAAGAAAAAGCGGUUGAUCAGUGACGAUGAAUCUGAUGAGGUUAAAAAGGUUGAUAAAAAAGGAAAAGGAAAGAAAAAACACAGAUUAUUUGAGUCCGAUUCUGAAGAAGAAGAUCCAUUGCCUAAAAAAAGUAGAAAGAAGAAGAAAGAAGCUGUGAUAUAUUUAGAUGAAUCAGAUGAAGAAGUAAAGAAACGUAAACCUACAUUGUUAGAAACGUUCGUCAUCAAUACUCCAACACCCAAGAAAAAAGAAGAAAAGAAAAAAACAGAGCAGAAAACUUCUGUCAGUGCUGCCAAUUUUUUUGGCAGUGGCUUGGUCACAAGGGUUGAAAGAUCAACCACUAGUACUAAACGAAAAUCUAGUCAAGUGGAUGAAAGUAUAGAUGAAGAUAUUGAGAUGCAUGAUGAUGAUGAUUUUAUUAAAACAUUAGAACAACUAGACCAGCAACAGACUAAACGUCCAAAAUUAGAAGAUACUUUGAGUGAAAUUAAGAAAUCCCCUGAAAAAACAAGUUUAGCAAAGAAAUUAGCAGACAAAGUUAAAACUAGUUCAGUAACAGUUAGUGAAACUCCUGAGAAAGAAAUGAAAUCGGGGGAUAAUAAUAAUAAUAAUAAUUCUAAACAUAGUAAAAAGCCUUCACCUAGCAAAUUGAAGAAUCCAUCACCCAAGAAAUCUCCUGUAAAAUUAGAAACACCAGCAAAAACUAAAGCAACACCUAAAAAAAUAUCACCAAUUACUGACAGUAAAAAAACGUCACCAGAUGCUGAUACACCUUUGAUGCAGCGUAAAGCCAGUUACCGUAGUUACCUACAUAGAGAUGGACCACAAGCUUUAGGUUCUAAAGAAAUACCUGAGGGAGCUGAGAACUGUUUGGAGGGAUUAACAUUUGUAUUAACUGGAGUGUACGAAUCAAUAGAGAGAGAUGAGGCUAAAAGUCUGAUUGAAAAAUAUGGUGGAAAAGUGACAACAUCUUUAAGUAAAAAAACAAAUUAUAUCGUGGUGGGACGAGAUGCUGGUGAAAGUAAACUCAGUAAGGCUACACAGUUUGGUACGAAGCAGUUAGAUGAAGAUGGUUUGUUUGAGUUAAUCAAAUCCCGACCAGGUAAAAAAUCUAAAUAUGAAAUACAAGCUGAAGAAACAGUUAAAAAGGUUUGCUAA
This is a messenger RNA of Patella vulgata (common limpet), 1703 nucleotides long. RefSeq names its product replication factor C subunit 1. The record is from RefSeq and is a predicted model, not a curated record. NCBI's taxonomy places the organism in Eukaryota, Metazoa, Mollusca, Gastropoda, Patellidae. Gene Ontology annotation, cellular component: nucleus. Gene Ontology annotation, molecular function: DNA binding. The transcript has 12 exons. The coding region runs from base 102 to 1703 and encodes 533 amino acids.